CGAGUCUUGAAGUGUAAUCAUCGUGCAUGCAUUUUGGUUCCUCUUUCUUUCUCCUAUCUUAUAUUUCUGCAUGCACACGCCUCCUUUCUCUCUCUCUCACUCUCUCAGAUUCACCCCUCUUCUCUCUCCGGUUACCGUCGUCCAUUCAAAUCUCUCUCCGGUUCCUCUCCUCCGUUCAGGUUCCGAUAACCUUCCGAUCACACUCCAUUCCUCUGCCACCGCGUGAAUGCGAAUCCCAAACCUCACCACUCGCCGCCCCUCCUCCGCUUAAAAAUUAACUUCCGGCGACCGGAACUUCCCCUCGCGAACUUCCGGCGACCGGAGGAACCACUCGAGCUUCCUCUCCGGCUUAAUUUCGAGUCUGUGUGGAAUUGGAGUUGUAAAUGGAGUCAAGGAGCUGCAUGAACGUGGCGUGCGCCACCUCGACGACGAUUCGGUGGCGCAAAGGCUGGGCCCUGCGAUCCGGCGAAUUCGCCGAUCUCUGCGAUAAGUGCGGUUCUGCUUAUGAGCAAUCAACGUAUUGUGAUAUGUUCCACUCAAAUGAUUCUGGUUGGAGAGAAUGCACUUCAUGUGACAAGCGUCUCCAUUGUGGAUGCAUUGCUUCUAUGUCUCAGCUUGAAUUAUUAGAUACUGGUGGUGUAAGCUGUAUAAGCUGUGGAAGGAAUUCAGGACCGCAACCUAUUGCAAGCAAUGAAAAGCCUAAUGGAUCUGGGACAUCAAAAGUACAAAAUGUCAGUACACAGCAGCAGUGCACAUCUCUGGCUAACCAAUUAACUGUGAGGGGUAUGCAAGUAGGGCAUUAUGCAGAGAAUGAUGAGCUUCAGUGCUGGUUCAAAACUCACAACGUUGAAACAGAUGGGCCUUUUGCAGAAAUGAAACCAGAAAUUUUACCCUCAGUUGGAGAACUUGGAAACACAUUGAUAUCACAAUUUCAUUGUGAGUCUAAUGGAUCGUCUAAGGCUUCCAAAGCAGAGAACUGUAAGCCAGAGACAGAAAUGCGAGAUAUAUAUGAAUCAUUGGCACAGACAAAUUUGAGUAUGACCCUUGCUGCUCCUUUAGGAAAUUCAAAUCCCUUUCAUAGUGCUGUUGUUGAUGAAAGGGAACAAAGUAAAACAUCUCCACUUUUAUUGGGGUCAAGGUCUCACCAUCUUUUACCUAAGCCUGCUAGGUCAACUAUUGGGACAAGCUUAGAAGCAAAUGCUGGCAUGGUAUCGCAGAUUCGUGUAGCAAGACCACCUGCUGAAGGACGGGGAAGGAAUCAAUUGCUUCCACGUUAUUGGCCUAGGAUUACUGAUCAAGAGUUGCAACAAAUAUCAGGAGAUUCAAAUUCUACAAUCGUGCCACUCUUUGAAAAGAUGCUUAGUGCAAGUGAUGCUGGUCGAAUUGGUCGCUUGGUUUUACCAAAAGCAUGUGCUGAAGCAUAUUUCCCUCCAAUCUCUCAACCAGAGGGCCUUCCUUUACGAAUCCAAGAUGUGAAAGGAAAAGAAUGGAUGUUUCAAUUUAGAUUUUGGCCAAAUAAUAACAGCAGGAUGUAUGUUUUAGAAGGUGUAACCCCCUGCAUUCAGUCUAUGCAAUUGCAAGCUGGAGAUACUGUAACAUUUAGCCGUAUGGACCCUGAGGGGAAACUUAUAAUGGGGUUUAGAAAGGCAACAAAUUCUACUGCAGUACAGUUACAAAAGGGAUGUUCAGAAACCCACCUAAAUGCGCUGUCUAAAAAAUGGAACUCAGCUGGUGGUGACAUGAGUUGGCAUAACAUUGACAUGCCUGAAAGCAGAAAAAGAGAUGAGUUGCCGUUGCCACCUGUGAUGGUUCCUGAGAAGAAAAGAACUCGGAAUAUUGGGUCAAAAAGUAAGAGGUUGCUUAUUGAUAGCCAGGAUGCACUGGAGCUGAAACUUACUUGGGAAGAGGCUCAAGAUAUGCUCCGUCCACCUCCUACUGUUAAGCCAAGCAUUGUCAUGAUCGAGGAUCAUGUAUUUGAAGAAUAUGAAGAACCUCCUGUCUUUGGAAAGAGGAGUAUAUUCGUAGUUCGAUCAACUGGGGUAAACGAGCAGUGGACGCAGUGUGAUAGUUGCUCAAAAUGGCGGAAGUUGCCUGUUGAUGUACUUACUCCCCCAAAGUGGACAUGUGUGGAGAACUUAUGGGAUCAGAGCAGGUGUUCAUGUGCUGCUCCCAAUGAAUUGAACCCAAGGGAACUGGAUAAUCUUCUGAGGCUGAAUAAAGAAUUCAAGAAACAAAGACUGGCAGCAAGCCAGAGACUGGCCCUGGAACAUGAAUCUUCAGGACUGGAUGCUUUGGCAAAUGCAGCAAUACUGGGUGAUGAUGCAAGUGACUCUGGCAGGACAUCAGUUGUUAGCACCACAAAACAUCCUCGGCAUAGACCUGGGUGCUCUUGCAUUGUCUGUAUCCAGCCACCAAGUGGGAAGGGCAAACACAAACCCACAUGCACCUGCAAUGUGUGCAUGACAGUUAAACGUCGGUUUAAAACCCUGAUGAUGCGAAAGAAGAAGCGGCAAUCCGAACGUGAAGCAGAGAUUGCUCAGAGAAAUCAGUUAUCAUGGCGGACCAAAGAUGAAUCAGAAGUAGAUAGCACCUUACGACAUUUAACUCCAGUUGACAGAUUGGAGAAUGAGGUACGGGUGCAAAAUGAAUUGGAUUCAAGGAGUCAAAACCAUGCUGUGGCUGAAGCUGCCAAGGGACAAUUAGAUUUGAAUUGUCAACCUGAUCGAGAAGAUGUGCAAGCUUGGCCGAACAAUUUGAGCAUGACGAGUCUUCUUGAAGAAGCAAAUCUCCCGCUGGAAACCUACCUAAAGCGAAAUGGCCUUAGUAGCUUGAUAUCAGAGCAGCAAACAAAUUCAGCUUCAAAUGUGCAAGCACAGACAACCAAUGAUAGUGAGGGAAAACACAAUGAGGAUUGUGGAACCGCUUUGGUUAUUCAUGAGAGGGAAAGCAGUCCUGAAGAGAACAGUGGGCAAGACAGAGAGCAAAACAAUUCACUCUCAUGAAAUCUUGCCAGUUAUAUUAUAAUUUUUUUUUCCUUUUUUUUAACUCAAAAAUCAUUUUACAAGAAUCCUUGCAUAAAUUAUAAAAUUAUAGGAGGUUCAUUUGUAUGUCUAUAUUUUUUUUUCUUGUUAUUGUUGUCUGUGUCUUAUGGUUGUGAAAUUUCCCCCCAAAACUCAAUAACCUAUAUACGCCAAAGCGUGUGUUUUAGGGUUGUAAACUAGUGAGAGGCAAGGAGUUGAAGGAAAGCACACCACCUGGUUUUUUUUUCUUUGGUGUGUGUGUGUGGUGAGUCUGAAUAAGCAUUGUUUUUCUUCUUUUUUGUUAUAUGGAGAAAGGGAGAUUUCACCUAAUUUCGUUUCUUAGUGCGUGUGUUUAGUUUGAAAAGCCAUUAUUUGGCUUGCCUUUUUAAUAGGAAAAUGCUCUUUUGCAUGAAAAACAUUUCACUGAUGUUGUACAGAACUAAUGUGACUGGUUGAUGUAUGUAAUAGUUAUGUGAUUUCUUCAAAGCUACUUUAUAUUAUAUACU
Glycine soja is the source of this 3526-nucleotide messenger RNA. Its product is annotated as B3 domain-containing transcription repressor VAL2-like. Gene Ontology annotation, molecular function: zinc ion binding; DNA binding. The transcript has 13 exons. Lineage: Eukaryota; Viridiplantae; Streptophyta; Magnoliopsida; Fabales; Fabaceae. The record is from RefSeq and is a predicted model, not a curated record. The coding region runs from base 384 to 3002 and encodes 872 amino acids.